AUGAGCUCCUUUGAGGGGCAAAUGGAGGAGUAUCCAACCAUUUCCAUAGAUCGCUUCGACCGGCAGAAUCUGAUGGCCCGGGCGUACUUCCUCUCCCACUGCCAUAAGGACCAUAUGAAAGGACUGAGAGCCCCAUCCUUGAAAAGAAGAUUGGAAUGCAGCUUAAAGGUUCACUUAUACUGUUCUCCUGUCACUAAGGAACUAUUGUUAACUAGCCCCAAAUAUAGCUUUUGGGAGAAACGAAUUAUUGCUCUAGAAAUUGAAACUCCAACCCAGAUUUCUCUCAUCGAUGAAGCAUCUGGUGAGAAGGAAGAGGUUGUUGUAACUCUUUUACCAGCUGGUCACUGCCCAGGUUCAGUUAUGUUUUUGUUUCAGGGGAACAAUGGAACGGUUUUGUACACAGGAGACUUUCGAUUAGCUAUAGGAGAAGCAGCCAGAAUGGAAUUCUUACACUCUGGGAGCAGAGUGAAAGACAUCCAGAGUGUGUAUUUAGACACCACUUUCUUCGAUCCAAAAUUUUACCAGAUUCCAAGUCGGGUGGAGUGUUUAAGGGGAAUAUUAGAAUUGGUACGAAGUUGGAUCACUCUGAGUCCAUAUCAUGUUGUGUGGCUGAACUGCAAAGCGGCCUACGGAUAUGAAUAUUUAUUCACCAAUCUCAGUGAAGAAUUUGGAACCCAGGUUCAUGUGAACAAAUUAGAUAUGUUUAAAAACAUGCCUGAUAUCCUUCACCAUAUAACAACAGAUCGUAACACACAGAUCCAUGCCUGUCGGCACCCACAGGCAGAAGAACUUUUUCGAUGGAACAGAUUGCCAUGUGGAAUUAUUUCUAAAACUGGAAUUCCCUUACAUGUGAUCAGUAUUAAGCCAUCUACAAUGUGGUUUGGAGAAAGAACUAGAAAAACAAAUGUAAUUGUGAGAACUGGACAGAGUUCGUAUAGAGCUUGUUUUUCAUUUCAUUCUUCCUACAGUGAGAUUAAGGAUUUCUUGAGUUACAUUCGUCCUGUGAAUGCGUAUCCUAAUGUCAUUCCAGUAGGUGCAACAAUGGAUAAAGUAGUAGAAAUCUUAAAACCGUUUUGCCGAUCCUUUUCUAAGAGUACGGAAGUAAAGUAUAAACCACUUGGAAUGCUGAAGAAAGCCAGAACAGUAUUCCUAGAGUCAGAUGAAGAUGAAGAUCUCUUUGAUGACCCUCAGUUAAUGCCUUUAAGACACAAGAUCCCAAACCAACAUACUUUCCAGCCUUUGUUACUUCCCCAAAAACCUGAACCUCAAGACUGUCCAGGACAAAAGAAGCUGAGCAUAGCAAGCAGCAGAACAGACAGUGUACAGACUUCUCUUUUGACCAACUUUCUAGACUGUGAAGAAUCCAACAGUGAGGAUGAGGAACAAUCUGAAGCUUCUUUUCAUAGAGGCUUAAAUUCUCUUCCAUUACAGAAGCAGGAAUCAGAUGUGGACAUACCAGAGUGGAAAAUCUUCUUUAAAAAUAAUGCUGACAUUCCAGAUGAUGGUUCAGAAAAUUUAAUUUCUUCCACAGAGGCAGGUGGAUCACAGUCACCAAGGCUUUUCAGUGAUUCUGAUGGAGAUUCAACUCACAUCUCCUCACAGAAUUCUUCUCAGUCCACACACAUAUCAGAACAAGAAAGCCAAGGUUGGGACAGCCAGUCCGAUACUGUUUUGUUAUCUUCUCAAGAAAGAAAUUGUGGUGACUUUACUUUUUUAAACAAAGGAGGGUCCCGAAACAGAGAUCUUGUCACCUCGUGCCAACUGGAACAGAUUACAUCUGGUCCAAAAGACACUUCUGAUGUGAAAAGCAGAGCUCAAGAUGGAGAAGCAACUACAGUAAAUUGUGAGAAGGAUGCAAAUGAAGAGGAACAAAAGCUGUUGAAUCUUAGCACCAGUGUGGAUUCUCAGAGCUCCUCAGACUUUGAAAUACCUUCAACUCCUGGUGCCGAACUUCCCAAACAGGAGCAUUUACAACUUCUAUAUGCAAAACUGUCAACAGGUGAAAGUAUAGCAAUUGAAAAUAAGCACAGAACAUCCAGUUCUUAAAUAUUUUAGAAUUAUAAUUUGUCAAAAUAUGAAGAAAACUUUAAACAUAUUUAUUGCAGAGUAAAUGUUUUAGAAGAUUAUGAGAAAAUUAAGACCUAGAAGAGGAUGUUUUGAAAUACUAAAUCAUUGACUAAUGUCAACAUUUAUAAGAAAUGAACUUUAUUUUCUUAAUAGCAAAAUAUCCAUUUUCUUUCCUUCUCCUCACCCUUGAGAAAGGAAAACAAAAUUCCUGUUACAACAUACGUAGUUAAGCGAAACAAAUUUCCUUAUUGGCCAUAUCCAAGGGACACUUUUCGGGCCCUCAACCUCUGUUAGGAGGUGGAUUGCAGUAUGUUUCAUCAUAGUUUCUGGAUUCAUGGUUAAGUUAUAUUGAUCAAUUCUGAACUUUUUUGAAAAAAAUUUAUUUUACAAUGUUACCGAAUAAA
Gracilinanus agilis (Agile Gracile Mouse Opossum) is the source of this 2471-nucleotide messenger RNA. It is a transcript of the gene DCLRE1C, whose product is annotated as DNA cross-link repair 1C. Lineage: Eukaryota; Metazoa; Chordata; Mammalia; Didelphimorphia; Didelphidae. The record is from RefSeq and is a predicted model, not a curated record. Gene Ontology annotation, biological process: interstrand cross-link repair; double-strand break repair via nonhomologous end joining; protection from non-homologous end joining at telomere. The transcript has 14 exons. Bases 1 to 2046 code for a protein of 681 amino acids. Gene Ontology annotation, molecular function: damaged DNA binding; 5'-3' DNA exonuclease activity.